UCCCCCGCCGCCCCGCCUCCGCCCCGCCGCAUCCCCGCCCGCGCCCACCGACACCUGCUGCGUCGCCUUCCUCCGCGCCGUGUACCCGUCGGGAGGAGGCGGAGGGGACGACUGCCUCUGCCACCUGCUCCGCAACCCGUUCCUCCUCAGCUUUCCCGUCGACGCCGCCCGCCUCGGCGCACUCCUCCCCGCCUGCGCCGCGGGCAACUCCUUCGCCGCCGCCACCGUCGAGGCUGCCACCCUCUUCGCCGACGCCUGCCGAGAUUUGAGGAGUUUUUUUCCAAUGGUAGCGGCUCAAAUCCAAGUACUAAUUUAGUUGGUACUGUUGACGUGGAGACUGAAGAACAAGAGGACCUGCGCCCAAAACCCUACCCACCCCCAAACCCACCCCAACUGUAAACCUUCCCGCCUCCCCACCCUCCGCCGUGGGCGCGCGGGUUCCGGCGAACUCCUUCCGGCGCCGUGGCAGGUUUCAGGGCGCGUGGGUCGAAGGCGGCGGCCGAGAUGCCGUCCUUCUCUGCGGGUGCCUCCACGCAGAAGCAGCAGAACUACCAGAGGCGGAGGCAGCAGAUUCGGGAACAGCGGAAGUCGCUCCCCAUUGCUUCAGUGGAGAAGAGGCUAGUUGACGAGGUUAGGAAGAACGACACACUUAUCAUAGUCGGCGAGACUGGGAGUGGCAAAACUACUCAGCUACCUCAAUUUUUAUACGAUGGUGGGUUUUGUCAGGAUGGUAAAGUCAUUGGCAUCACUCAGCCUCGAAGAGUUGCGGCUGUUACAGUAGCUAAGCGUGUAGCUGAGGAAUGUAACGACCAGCUGGGCAAAAAGGUUGGAUACUCUAUCAGAUUUGAUGAUUCCACAUCCAAUGCAACACGGAUUAAAUAUAUGACUGACGGUUUGCUUCUGAGGGAAGCACUUUUGGAUCCACUUUUGUCCAAGUAUAGUGUUAUAGUGGUUGAUGAGGCUCAUGAAAGAACUGUCCAUACUGAUGUAUUACUGGGUUUAUUGAAAAAGGUGCAACAUUCCCGGGCCAAUGCCAGUAAGAAUGGGAAGACUUUGCCUAACGUGGGCCAUUCUCAAAAUUUAACUCAGAAGGCAUGUCAGGGAACAAGAUGUGCUCCUCUGAAGCUGAUAAUUAUGUCUGCUAGUUUGGAUGCCAAGUGUUUUUCUGAUUAUUUUGGUGGUGCCAAAACUGUACAUAUUCAAGGUCGGCAGUAUCCUGUUGACAUACUAUAUACUUAUCAGCCUGAGUCGGAUUAUCUUGAUGCCACUCUAGUUACUAUCUUUCAGAUUCAUUUGGAGGAAGGACCUGGAGACAUUCUCGCAUUUCUAACUGGCCAGGAGGAGAUUGAAUCACUUGAGAGACUUAUUAAUGAGCGUGCUCGUUUACUUCCACCAGAAAGUAGUAAGAUAUGGACCGCACCUAUUUAUUCAUCUCUCCCGUCAGAGCAGCAAAUGAAUGCUUUUAAGUCAGCAUCAGCUGGAACCCGCAAGGUAGUUCUAGCAACCAAUAUUGCUGAGACUUCUGUAACAAUACCUGGCAUCAAAUAUGUUAUUGAUCCUGGGAUGGUAAAAGCUCGUGCUUACAAUCCUGUGACUGGAAUGGAAUCAUUAAUCAUCAUCCCAGUUUCGAAAGCACAGGCUCUUCAAAGGAGUGGUCGUGCUGGACGUGAGGGGCCUGGGAAGUGCUUCCGAUUGUUCCAAGAAAGUGAGUUUGAUAAACUGGUAGAUUCUACUGUGCCUGAGAUCAAGCGGUGCAACCUAUCAAAUGUUGUUUUGCAACUCAAGGCUCUUGGAAUUGAUGACAUCAUAGGUUUUGAUUUUAUGGAGAAACCAUCAAGGACUGCUAUUUUGAAAUCGUUGGAGCAGUUAAUCUUACUAGGGGCUCUGACUGAUGAUUAUAAACUGUCAGAUCCAGUUGGCCAUCAGAUGGCUAGGCUGCCUUUGGAUCCAAUGUACUCCAAGGCACUAAUAGUGUCAAGUGAAUUCAAGUGCUUGGAAGAAAUGCUGAUUGUUGUAUCUAUGCUUUCAGUGGAAUCAAUCCUUUUCUUCCCACGCGAGAAGAUAGAAGAGGCAAGAGCUGCCCGGAAGGGUUUUGAAAGCUCGGAUGGGGACCAUAUCACCUUGGUGAAUGUCUAUCGCGCAGCUGCAGAAUGCUUGGAGAAGAGCAAAAAUGCAAAUGCCAAAGAGAGAACAAUGGACAAGGCUUUGACCAGAUGGUGCAGGGAAAACUUUAUCAACCACCGGUCUCUAAAGCAUGCUCGUGAUGUUCACAGUCAAAUUCAGGGUCAUGUCCAGCAGAUGGGUCUCAACCAGUCAUCAUGCGGAGAGGACAUGGCUCUGUUUCGGAGAUGCCUCACAGCUGCCUUCUUCUUGAACGCAGCGAUGCGACAGCCAGAUGGAUCGUACAGGGCUCUUGCGACAAGCCAGAGCGUCCAGAUCCAUCCUUCUUCUGGGCUUUUCCGGACCAAGCCGGACUGUGUCAUCUUCAACGAGCUGGUCCGGACAACGCAGAAUUACGUCAAAAACCUGACCCGGAUCGACCCAUUGUGGCUAGCGGAGCUCGCCCCACAGUACUACGCUACAGAGGAUUGAGCUUGAUUUAUGAAACGGCUUGGCGAGUAGGGAAGUGGAACGUUGGCUGCCUGGGAAAACGGCUGACUCUCAAGGACUAACCCACCCCACAUGCAAAUCAAAUUCAUUCACACCUAUCUAGAUUUCUACCAAUUUGUUGUAUUGUGGUGUUCCACGCUAGUAUUAAUCAAGUUUCCACCACGCCUGCGGUAUUUUGUU
Messenger RNA from Panicum virgatum (switchgrass), 2790 nucleotides. RefSeq names its product pre-mRNA-splicing factor ATP-dependent RNA helicase DEAH10-like. Gene Ontology annotation, biological process: positive regulation of transcription by RNA polymerase I. Gene Ontology annotation, molecular function: RNA binding; ATP binding. The record is from RefSeq and is a predicted model, not a curated record. The coding region runs from base 505 to 2592 and encodes 695 amino acids. NCBI's taxonomy places the organism in Eukaryota, Viridiplantae, Streptophyta, Magnoliopsida, Poales, Poaceae. The transcript is spliced from 14 exons. Gene Ontology annotation, cellular component: nucleolus; intracellular anatomical structure.